Molecule: messenger RNA, 219 nt
Organism: Brugia pahangi
Lineage: Eukaryota; Metazoa; Nematoda; Chromadorea; Rhabditida; Onchocercidae
Source: the annotation of a GenBank genome assembly
AUGGCUAAUUCUCUUGUUGGCGUUAGUACAAUCACUCUAGUCACUGAUUUUUGCUGCGGUCGAUACAAUAAACGCUCUAAAACUGGUAACAUGAAAGCGACUGUUUUACCAGUUCCUGUUGCAGAACAUGCACACAGAUCACGCCCUGCAAGUGCAAGGGGUAUGCAUGUACUUUGUAUUCGAGUAGGUUCAGCAAAACCGCAUGCUGUUAUGGCCUAA